AUAUUUGAUCAAAACUAUAUAUUAUUUAAAUAAUUUUCUCAAUUAAUAUCCUCAGGGGAAAAAAAAUUGCGAGUAAUUAACACCAUGCCAUGCGCGACAUUCCUAAUCCGAUGGGGAAAGUAUUUUACGUAAUUAUAUAAUAUAUCGAUUGUGCGCUAUGAUAAAUUUCUGCAAUUUGUUUAAGCGAAGUAUUACUCUUAAAAAUUAACGAGGUUUCUCGAAGUGCGCGGUAUUCCUCCACCUUACCUUGUGUGUACUGUAUAGUAUUGUAAACUAGAAUAUAUUCCGCAAAAAGAGAGAAAGAGAGGCGUAUAUUCCCGUGUGUGUGUGUGUGUGUAUAUAAUACAGUACGAUGCGCGUGCAUUUUAAUGCGUAUUACAACGAAGACUAAUAUUUAGUCUUCAUAGUUAGGAGAAGGAUUCAAGUCGAUAUCGCUUUUCUCGACACACAUUAUAUAUGUAUAUACAUAUGUUCAGUAUUAUCAAUUGUUUUCCAUUGCCCGGAACUUUGCCAAGUGCGGCGGCCAGGACAGUUGUUACGUAAUUUUUUGGAAAUCUCUUCCGAGAAGAGAAUAAUUUCGAUUUUUUGCGUCGUUUGUUUCCUUUUCUCUUGAAAGAAAAAGAACAAAAAAGUCGGAAUUAUUCCGAGCGGAGUCGACUCCGAAUAUUUAAGUUACAUAACAGCUAGCUUGGAGAAGAUCAGGACUCCAUCAAAUCAUAUUCCUCACACACGCUCCUUCGACACGUAUAUUUCGCAAUCGACUGCGUCCAAUUUGACCUAAAUAAUAUAGCACAUUUAUAUACAAAACCAAAAAAAAACAAACGAGAUUAUUAUGAUUGUACGAAUUUAUGCGAUAAUUGCUUUCACUAACACGAUAAAAAUAAUUUAAACAUAUGUAUUGUAGAAUUGUGUGAAAAACUGCGCUUGCGCAUUUGUAAACGUGUAAAUUCUCUCAAACUGUUCGCUCAUAUGUUUUAUUAUGAAAUCAAGAGUCACUUUAAACAAUUUAUUAAAUUUAUCGCUUCUAAUGUGAGUGCGCGAACACACGUUGUUCGCUUUAUUUCACAUGUAUAGAAACGGAAAACAUAUAUAAAUUUUUUUUUUAUUUUACACGAAAAUGUGCUAUAAACACGCAGACAAUAAUACGCAAUCUGAGGAGGGAAGUAUUUUUUAUGUAAAGAAAAAAGAGAAAAAUUAAACAAACACAUAGAAUUCCUUGUACAAAGCCGACUUUAUAAAUAAAAACAUAGAAAUGGUAUAUAUUAUACACAUAAAAAUCCAUUUUAUUCUGACUACUUAUUAUAAAACGUGUAAAAGAAUGUUGUGCAGAGUAGAACAAAUGCUGCCGUUCGAUCACCAGAUUGCAAAUAUGUCUCUGUAUAAAUAUAUCGAAAAGAAACAUAGUCGUUUGACAAAUUGUCUGUAGCUUAAAAUAGCGUUUGUCCCGUAAGUUAAAACGCGUAAGGGAAACGUACAGACAAUAAUAGAGCAAGCGGCAAAAAGACAAGAAAAAAAAAAAAACAAAAAAAAAAGAAUAAAACAAUAUUUUGUAUACAAUAUCGUGUUGUUAUAAAUAAACGCGCGUAUCUUUUCCUUGUGCGAUAAAAAACGACGAGAAAAACCGGUUGUUGAUUCUAACAGAUGGAAGAGUAGGUGUUAAGCAGAACACACCAUUUUUCCUCAAUGCCAAGUCGCAACCGAGCAUCACACGACGAUUUUCAUAAAUUAGAUAUUAAUAAAUAGAUAUUCCGUUUUUGCGUCAACAAUCUGAGAGGGAGAGAAAAAUCAAGAAAAAAAGCAUCGCGUGAUGCCGCAGACUUUACUUGACAGUUAUAUGCACAGAGUAUACGUGUAUAUAGUCGGAAUUUAAAUUGGAGAAAAGUAAAAAAGAGAUAUAUGUACUAACGUGGAAAUCACGCUGCGAUUUAUACAAAAAAGAGAGAGAGAGAGAGAGAUAGAGAGAAAUGGAGUAUAUUAUCUAUUGCACAACAGUAUUGGCGAUAUCCGUUAGUCUUUUCUACAUAUACGCCAAGUACAAACUGUCUUAUUGGAGAAAACGUGGAGUCAAGACUCCGCCCACGCAUUUAAUUUUCGGAAAUUUCAAAGACGUCGUAACGUUAAAAAAACGCCCAGCUGAAGUACUCUGCGAUAUUUACAACAAUGCCGAUCCAAACGAUCCGUAUAUAGGUUUUUACAUCUUUCACAAGCCUAUGUUACUUCUGCGGGAUCCCGAUUUGAUCAAGAGGAUAAUGAUCACGGACUUCGAUAUUUUUCCGAAUCGACGAUUUGGCUCGCGCGAUCAGAAAGACGUAACGGAUCUGGAGAGCUUACUGGCUAUGCAGCAGCCAAAAUGGAAAUACGUCAGGAGCAAACUGACAUCAGCUUUCACCGGUCAAAAACUAAAGAUCAUAACACCGAGCAUCGUAGAAUGCGGAAAACUCAUGUUAAAUUAUAUCGACAACUUACCGACGGGCGUAGGUGUCGAGCCGAAAGACAUGAGCAGCCGCUACAUAGUCGAUAUUUUGAACUCCUAUGCGUUUGGUAUCGCCACAAAUUCAUUCGAUGAGAAAACAAACGUGUUGUGGAAAGAUUGUGUGAAACUUUUUUGCGAUCUGCAAGCUAUUCUGACUUUCUUAAUCUUUUUUUUUAUUCCUGAAUGGAGCCAUCUAAUCAGACCGUUGAAAAAACGGACCUUGGAAAACCUCAAGUCAGUUUUCUGGAAUUCCAUAAGUGCUAGAGAAAAAACAGGAAGCAAGAGAGGAGACUUCAUCGAUGUUCUUUUAACGCUCAAGAAUGGAGAACAAAACCCUAUUUACAAGUUCGAGGGAAGCAAUUUACUCGCACACCCGAUCAGUGUUAUGGUUGCUGGAUUCGAGGCGACUACUGAUGCGCUUGCGUUUUGUCUGUACGAAUUGGCACGUCACCCGGAUCAUCAAGACACUUUAUACAACGAAAUACAGACAUACGUAUCGAACAAAGAAUUGACUCUGGAUGUGAUUAAUGAAAUGCCCUUCUUAGAUUCUCUUGUGAUCGAAAUACUAAGAUUAUAUCCUCCCCUACCCAUGACCGAUAGAAUAGCUACGAGAGACUACAAAAUAGAGAACACCGGAUUGAUAAUUGAAAAGGGUGUUGCGGUUUACAUGUCUGCAAAUUCGAUCAAUCAAGAUCCGAAAUAUUUCUCCGAUCCGCAAAACUUCAUCCCAACGAGAGAGUACGAGAACAAAAAAUUUCACGAAUCGUUGCCAUUUGGUAUUGGACCUAGGUCGUGCAUAGGACAGAAAAUGGCCAUAAUAAUGACAAAAAUUGGACUAAUCACGAUCAUAUCGCAGUAUAUACUCAGCUAUAAACAACCGAAUGAGGAUAUAAAAAGCAUACACACAUUCACGAACGUGCCUGAUAAAUUUCGGUUGCUAUUCCAGAAACGUGAUAAUCGAUCAUAAAAAUAAUCUAAGCGCUUCAAAGGACAUCGUGCAAAUAUAUACAUGUAAGAAGGGAAUGGGUGAGAAAAAAAAAUGAUAAUUUUCACUAUUACAUUCAUGUACUCGGGUAAAGACCGCUCGAUAUGUUCAAACAACUUACGAGAAUUUUCACGUCUACGACGAAAUAAAUUUAUUGAUAAAACUAUAGAUCUCAUUACGCGUUUAAUAAAAAAUGAUUUUCUUAUAGCUUAGUAGAUAACAUACUAUCACUGAAGCGAAGGAUAUUAACUUCUCAAGCAUUGCGACAUGUCGAUCCUCAUUGCAAAGUACGGUUUUAGCACAGCGUAUCAUGAUCGAAAGACAUAUAUAUUUUAUAAAUAUACUAUAACAGAACAUUAUACAAAACAACAAGCGUUUCGGCGGUCGCCGUUAUUGACUCGAUUUUUCUCUUUUGUGUGUGUGUGUGUAUAUGUACGUAUAUGUGUAUAUAUACACACGUAAAUACAUAUGU
Messenger RNA from Pseudomyrmex gracilis, 3930 nucleotides. Its product is annotated as cytochrome P450 6k1-like. The transcript has 6 exons. Bases 1965 to 3440 code for a protein of 491 amino acids. The record is from RefSeq and is a predicted model, not a curated record. Lineage: Eukaryota; Metazoa; Arthropoda; Insecta; Hymenoptera; Formicidae. Gene Ontology annotation, molecular function: iron ion binding; oxidoreductase activity, acting on paired donors, with incorporation or reduction of molecular oxygen; monooxygenase activity.